Nicotiana tabacum (common tobacco) is the source of this 1203-nucleotide messenger RNA. RefSeq lists its product as uncharacterized. The record is from RefSeq and is a predicted model, not a curated record. NCBI's taxonomy places the organism in Eukaryota, Viridiplantae, Streptophyta, Magnoliopsida, Solanales, Solanaceae.
AUGGCCAUAGAAGAGAUUGACCUAGUCAUUGGGAGUAGUAGAUUAGUUCAAAAAUAUGACUUGCCACAGCUAAAUUAUGUCAAAGCUUGCAUAAAAGAGGCCUUUCGACUCCACCCCAUAUCAUCUUUUAAUGUUCCUUAUGUAUCUGUUUUUGAUACUAUUGUGGGUGAAUACUUCAUUCCUAAAGGAAAUGUGGUUCAAUUAAGUCGUAUUGGACUUGGUCGGAAUCCUAGAGUUUGGGAAGAUACUAUGAAAUUCAAGCCAGAGCGUCAUGUCAAUGAGGAAAGUAGAGAAGUAGUUCUUACUGAUUCAGAGUUACGUCUAUUAUCAUUCAGUAUUGGAAGACGAGGUUGUCCAGGUAUGCAACUUGGUUCUACAAUUACCAUCAUGUUAAUUGCUAGGCUUCUUCAAGGUUUUACUUGGAGUUUACUGCCAAACUCUCCAGGCAAUGACUUAGUUCAGAACUUAAAAUGUGAUCUCUCUUCUCCCAUGCCAUUAUUUGCUCAGCUUCUUCAACUCCUCUCGCCCACCAGCGGCGAACUCGCCGGAAAAUGCACAGCCAAAACUCGUCAUCACCCUAGCUGCUUCAUCGCCUUCAACUACUUCACUCUCUCUCAUUCGAUAUAUCAUCGACGACUCGUUCUAGUUCAAAACUACCGAGUCUCUGCCAAAAAUGGUCAAACAGGUGAAGUCUGGCGAGAGACCUGGCGAGUGUCGAGGUCCGGUCGUAAUUCCGUUGAGGUUUCCGGCGAAGCCUUGAUCUUACGGUUCGAGGACAUCACCUGGUCAGCGGCUAGCAUUGGACAAUUUGGUCUCCGAGAGAAAGUUGAGGUGGUCGGUUGUGGUAAGCUGGAAACACAAGAUCCAAGGAAAAUGAUAACUGACGUCGAAGCUGUUACGAGUGCUCAAGAGAUUCAGGGUCAGAGGGUUCAACAAGGGUCUACUGUGGUUGAGGAAAAUAGAACACUGAAACAACAAAUGACCCAAAUACGUCAAGCCUGGGCCAAUGGCCAAGGACAGCCUUGUCACGAGUCACGAUUUGCUACACAGCAAGAACAGUACCACUCUCCCGAGUACCACUCGUACUCGUUUGAGCUUCCUGUAAACAUCGAGAAGCCUGCCCGAAAGAGAGUACAGGAAGAAAUAACCCAAAGAGUGAAAAGAUUAGAACAACGGUUGAAAAACACGCAAGCAAUGGCAUAA